Messenger RNA from Symbiodinium natans, 3408 nucleotides. Lineage: Eukaryota; Dinophyceae; Suessiales; Symbiodiniaceae. The record is from the annotation of a GenBank genome assembly.
AUGCUGGCUCGUGAUGAUCCUCAUAUCGAAAAGCUCAUCUCGCAGAUGACGCUUGAAGAGAAAGCUGGUCAGCUCACAAUUUUGGCUGACACUGUCCGGCCGUGCAAUCCGGACAUCAAUCCAGAAGUCAACCAUCGACAGGCCCACGAGAUGGUGGAGCAAAUUCGCAAGAGCCGCGUGGGCUCUCUUUUUAAUGGUGUGGGCAUCAAGGAGGGCCGAGAGGCGCAGCGCCUCGCGGUCGAAGAGACCCGGCUGGGCAUCCCUCUUAUUUUUGGCAGCGAUGUCAUCCACGGUAUGUGGACCAUCUUCCCAAUACCUCUGGGUGAAGCAGCGAGCUUUGAUCCAGAGAUGGCCGAGAAAACAGCACGGGCGACGGCCUUGGAGACCACCGCCUCGGGGAUUCACUGGACAUUUGCACCGAUGGUUGAUGUCGCAAGGGACCAGAGGUGGGGCCGGGUUGCAGAAGGCUCCGGCGAAGAUGUCUUCCUGGGAAAGCAGCUGGGAGUUGCGCGUGUCAAGGGCUUCCAAGGCAAAGAUCUGCGAGCUGAGGACAGCCUGCUAGCAACACCGAAGCACUUCGCGGCGUACGGCGGGGUGUCAGGAGGAAUGGACUACAAUUUCGUGGAGAUUUCCGAAGCCUCGCUGCGCGACAUACACCUUCCUGCCUUCAAGGCUUGCAUCGAUGCUGGUGCGCUGACCUUGAUGAGUGCCUUUAACGAUGUGGCUGGUGUGCCAGCAUCAGGCAACCGCUGGUUGUGCACACAGGUUCUGCGCAAUGAGUGGGGCUUUAAAGGUUUCAUCGUGUCCGACUACACGGCAGACGAGGAGCUUAUUUGCCAUGGUUUUGCCGCAGAUGGACGCGAUGCUGCGCGACUUGCAUUCAAGGCAGGCGUGGACAUGAGUAUGCAGAGUGGUCUGUACGUGCAGCACAUGGAGGACUUGGUUGCAAAGGGGGAUGUCUCCAUGGAAGAAGUUGAUGAAGGUGUUCGUCGCAUCUUGAAGAUCAAAAAAGCCAUCGGUUUGUUUGACAAUCCGUACAAGUGCCUAGAUCCGAAGCUUGACGAGCGCCUGGAACAGCUGAGAGCCGAUCACGAGCCUUUGGCCAGAGAGGCUGGCCGCAAGUCCAUAGUACUUCUGAAAAACAGUGGCAAAGUCUUGCCUCUCAAGAAAUCUGGUCAGAAGAUUGCAUUGAUCGGGCCUUUUGCAAGCGACACGCAGAAUCUUGAAGGUUGCUGGACAGUGUAUGGUGACAAGAAGAGGGCGGUCCCGGUGGAUGUUGGCAUUCGCAAGGCACUGUCCAAUCCUGAUGACCUAGAGGUUGUGCAAGGCUGUGACUUCGAGGCUGCAAUCGAUGGAGGCAUUGACAAGGCCGUGGCCGCGGCAAAGAAGGCUCAGGUUGUUGUUCUUGCCGUUGGAGAGCCGGAGAACUUCUCCGGCGAAUCGCAAUCCAGAACCCAGAUCAUCAUUCCUCCAGCGCAGCAAGCUCUAGCUGAAGCCGUGUCGGCAACGGGAACGCCUGUUGUCGUGCUGUUGCGGACGGGAAGGGCGCUUGCACUGUAUGGAGCUGUUCGUGAUGCUCAGGCAAUUUUGGUGGCGUGGUUUUUGGGCACUCAAACUGGACCUGCCACUGCAGAUGUCCUAUUCGGUGACUACAACCCUGCAGGUCAUCUUCCGGUCAGUUUCCCUGCAGACUCUGGGCAGCAACCUUUGUUCUACAAUGCGCCACGGACUGGACGUCCGCAAGGCGACGGGCCUCGUACGUUUAAGGCCAGCUGGAGGGAAACGGCGAGUAAAGCUUUGUACCCGUUUGGCCACGGCUUGAGCUACACCGACUUCUCUUUCACCAGACCAAGUCUCAGCAGCGACAAACUGGCUUGGGACCAGACGCUUCAGGUGACCGCGCAGGUCAGCAAUACUGGUCCUGUGGCGGGCGAGAAAGUGGUGCAGCUCUACAUCCAUGACUGUGUCGCCAGUCGUGUUCGUCCAGUGAGAGAGCUGAAAGCCUUUCAGAAGGUGCUUCUGAAACCUGGCGAGACAAAGACACUCACAUUUCAGAUCUCAAGGCAAGACCUGGAAUUCCACGGGUCUGAUGGCAAGCUCCUGGCAGAACCUGGGGAGUUCCAUGUUUGGGUCUCUGGCUGUUCAGUGCAGCCGGUGCAGCAUCUUGCAGCCUUGGCUGUGCAGGUCAUCAAUUCACCAUAUUGGCUAAUAACCACAGAGACUCAGAGUAGCCUCCAAGCAGAUCAAGUGCAGAAUCGCGGCCACGCCUUGAAGGCCAUGAAGAAUCAACUCGCUACCAAUGCGCGUGAUGUUCUGGAUGUUAUGGUGAUGUUGGUCUUGACUGAGGCUUCCGGGCUUCUGCUGGAAGAGAUUUCCGGGUGUCCCGUCGGCUUGCCAGAAUCUGCGAAGGGAGCUCAGAGGAAAGCGAGCUUCUCGCAGAAGGGGACUCCGACUGAAUCAAAGAGCUUCGCCUCGAAUGGGGUGCGCCCACAGAGUGCGGCACGAUCAAAGACAUUCUUGCUCGUGGACAGGCCGAAGCGAGAGCGAAGGGGCCGAGCAGGUGAGUUUCGGCAACGCUUAGAUGUCCUGCUGGCUACCGACUCCAGUGCUCGGGCUGUGGCCAGUCAGCCGGGCCCACAGGUCAAAGAGCUGGUCCGCAAAGCCUGCCUUAAGCGCGGCAUCAGGCCGGACAGUAUAGUUGCAAAGGUCAGCUCGGACGUGGAGACUGCGAGGAAGGCAAAUAAGGCCAAGGGCUUACGAGGCACUGUUCGAUGUGGCUGCGUGUGGAGAGGACAGCGCAAGGAUGAGAUCCCAUACCGAAGGGACAGCUUGUCCUUGUUCGUGAGCAAAGGGAAAGGAGGUAUUGGAAACGCCCUGUCGCCUUUCAAUGUGAAGGUUCCGGCUGAGAUGAUCAAGAGCUGGGUGACGGAUGAUGGCACGGCUGAAGGAAAGCUGCUACCCAUAGAUCAGCCACUGGAGCUCGUUUGGCAGGCAGCUAAAGUCGCCAAAGACGAGACGUGGCCUGCUUAUUUCGCCCGCCGCAAAAGAAUUUACCAGAAAGGAAAGCCUCAGAGGCGAUACCUUGACCGCGAUGCGGCGAUCGCGGGCUCCUGCCUGGGUCUGUCUCGCGAGCUUGUUCAGUAUGUGGCCGCCAGGGCUUUCUAUUGCAACGCCUACGAAAGAGCUCUCUCCAGUGUGGAGCCAUUUCAGCUCCUUGAAGACUUGGUGGCGGAGGGUUUCAAUCUCAUGCUCUUGGGCCCAGAUGGCCACCCGAUGUCUGAAGAAGCUGGUGCCGUUUCCGAGGCGUAUGAAGAUGUAUCGCGGCAGUUCGGACAUGAACGAGUGUUGGUCGCCAUGCUGCGACAAGAGUGCCCGUGGCAGCAGAAACCGUGCUGUUGGCUUGAAUGA